CAACAGAAAGGAAUAAACAGAAAAAGAAUGUAGCGAAAGCAGGCUGUUCACUGGAUAGAAUGCACUACCGGUCAGCUGGAAUCCAGCAGAGAAUGAUGCUGCUGUUUGCUUUGGAUCUCAUCUUCAUUGGUUGCUCUUCAAGACGUUUUCAAUGGGCCUGACUUAGCAGGAGCUGUCCUAGGUGCUGGAAUGCUCACUGCUCAAUGGUGGAAGGUUAAGGCUUGCAAAUCCGGGCCAGAGACUAGUGAUCGCUGUCUGAUCCUGAAGGAGGUAGGGGCUUUCUUUGUUUCCAUAUCCCUGAUUAAUCUACACUACAUCAGCAUCAACAGACUAAAGCAGUCACAAGAGAGGAAGAGAGAAAGAGAUCAAGUGUGCCAGCAGCCACAAGGGGAGGGAGUGUACUGCGAGCCAGACUGUUUGAAACCGUCUGCAUCUUAGUAGAGAUGAGAGCUACAUCUUCUCAUCAGGAACAAGCCAUUGCCAUGGAUCAUCUUUUAUUCCACAUUUCCUAUAUGUCUUUACCUCUCUGCAAUGCAUUCAAAUGAGGCACCAGAGCCAGCUGAGUGUGAUUGCCUUUGAUAUUGCUGUGAUAGUCUGUGUAGUAAAGUGGAGAGAGAGAUCAUCCACAUCCUGCCUUGUUGGACCACAGAACAGGCUGGUUCUUCAUACACACCCAUUAUCUAAGCCCUGCUAUUGAAGGAUCUGGAUUUUAAACGAAAAACCAUCACAUUCAAUUUUGUUUUUUCCACCAAAAUUUUGUAUUCAACUUCAAAGGCCAAGAGGCUUUUUUUUUGGAGAUUUAUAUCAUAAUUCUAUAUAGUGAUGCAAGAGUGUUCUACUUUAUCAUAAAAUGCACUUUAUAUGAAGAAGGACAGUCUAAUGCAAGUCUGUUUUAUGGUGCUGAAAUAUUCUCUAGGAUUGCACUGAGAAACCCUGAAGAAGGGCUUCAAGAGACACAUUUCAUUAUCUCACCUUGCAGAGCAACUUGACAUUAUUGUGGUCAGCUUGUCUGCUUUUAAAUUACCUCCUGCAAAAUGAUGAGUUCAAACAAAGAGGAGGAUCCGCUGGGAGCAUUUCUCCAGUAUAUUGAAGAUAUGGGUCUGAAGGCCUACGAUGGUUUGGUUAUACAAAAUGCCUCAGACAUUGCUCGAGAAAAUGACAGAAUGAGGAAUGAAACAAACCUGGCCUAUUUGAAAGAAAAAAAUGAAAAGCGUAGGAAACAAGAGGAGGUUAUUAAACGAAUAGGAGGAGAGGUCGUACGAGGAACCGAAGGAAGUUAUGUCAAUAAACAUUUCCGCAUGGGAUUUAUGACUAUGCCGGCACCGCAAGACAGGCUACCACAUCCAUGUUCCAGUGGAUUUUCAGUGCGUUCGCAGUCUCUUCAUUCCGUCGGAGGCACUGAUGAUGACAGCAGUGGUUGCUCCCGUAAACAGCCACCUCCAAAGCCAAAACGAGACCCAAACACAAAACUGAGCAUUUCAUCUGAGACUGUUAAUUCUGGAACAUUAGGCAAGAGUCCAAAGUUCACAGACAGGACAGAUGUGGCAACGAAACAAAGGCCACAUAGUGAUGAAUAUACAAAGAAGAUUCCACCUCCCAAGCCAAAACGUAACCCAAACACUCACCUUAGUACUUCGUUCGAUGAGACCUACAUUAAAAAGCAUGGUCCCAUGAAGAGUUCUUUAUUUAGAGAUGCAUCUUCAUCUCAUAUCUGCAGCACUGCUUUAGACACAGGGGAUGAAGAGCCUGUUUAUAUAGAAAUGGUUGGAAAUAUAAUAAGAGACUUUAAAAGAGACGAGGAAGACCAAAGCGAGGCAGUGUAUGAGGAAAUGAAAUACCCAACGUGUGAUGAUGUAGGCCAAGACUCAAGGUGUCUUUAUGAAUUAGAUCAUAUUAGUUGUUCUUCUCAGUGUGCUACUCCCACAGUGCCUGACUUAGAAUUUACCAAGUCCUCAGUGCCAUCAACGCCAAAGGGACAGGUAUGUGACAUCCCCCCUCCAUUCCCAAAUUUACUUUCUCAAAGGCCUCCUUUAUUGGUGUUUCCACCAGCACCUGCACAGUGUUCACCAAAUUCUGAUGAAUCUCCUUUAACUCCGCUUGAGGUUGCAAAGCUUCCUGUAUUAGAAAAUGUGUCUUACAUCAAACAGCAAGCUGGUGCUUCACCACCACCUGUCCCAUCACAUAUUCCAGGGCAUCAGAAAGUGGAAAAAGACCAGACACCAUUGUCACACGGGACUACUCCAUCUGGACACUCAUCCUCUCCACCACAUCCUUCUACCAUGUACAGAACACAGUCUCCGCAUGGUUAUCCUAAGUGUCAUUCUGCUUCUCCUUCUCCUGUAAGCAUGGGUAGGUCACUGACUCCUCUAAGCCUCAAAAGACCUCCACCUUAUGACCCUGUGCAUUCAGGAAGUCUAUCAAGAAAUACUCCAUCAGUGCCUCAUUCUACAGUCAGAAACACACAACAUGAAGGGAAGUCAGUUAAUGCAUCUCCCAGUAUUUAUAAUUCAUCUCAAAGCAGCUCACGGUCCAGAACACCAACAAGUCCCCUAGAAGAAUUAUCUAGCCUAUUUACCUCAGGAAGGAGCCUGCUGAGGAAGCCCUCCAGUGGAAGACGUUCUAAAGAACCUUCUGAAAAGCCAACAGAUGAAAUGAAGGUCCGUAGCCACAGUACAGAACCCCUACCAAAGUUGGAAAACAAAGACAGAGCCAGUCACCAUUCAUCACCAUCCUCCAGAGAAUGUGGAAGAUCUCAGGAAUGGGAUGGAACUCCAGGACCAGCACACGUAUCGAGUAGACUUGGAAGAUCAUCUGUUAGUCCAACGAUGCUUGCGGGAAACAACAGCUCAGAAAUGAAAAUAAGCUGCAAAUUAGGUCGAUCAGCUUCCACAUCAGGUGUGCCUCCUCCUUCAGUUACCCCCCUCAGGCAAGCCAGCCAGCAACCACAGAGCCAGAUGUCAUCUAUGCAGUGGCUAUAUGGAGACCACACAAUGAUGGAGACAAUUGAGAAAAAACGUUCUUUGUGUAGAGAGAUUAAAGCAAGACAAAAAAACGAAAAGGGACUGUGUAAACAAGAAAGCAUGCCCAUCCUUCCAAGCUGGAAAAAGACCAACGGCUCCAAAAAAUACAGUCCUCCUCCAUAUUCCAAACAACAAACUGUGUUCUGGGAUACAGCUAUAUGACACAGGCCUUGUCUGAAGAAUUCUCCACAUGGUACUAAGGUUUGAAAUGUGCAGGUAGCAACCCCAAUGAAAUUGACCGUUGGUAAAAACAUGGUUGCUUUUGAUCACCUUUAGCAAAUCAAAGAAGACAGACCUACCUACUUCAAAUCUCAAAUAUUUACCUUUUUUUUUUUUUUUUUGCAAAUGUAUACCGAAAAAUAAUAUUUAAUGUAAAUAAAAAAAUUUCUUUAUGCUAAAAAUGAAUACAAUCUAAUUAAAAUUUAUGAAUAAUUUUGAUAUUUUGUGUAAUGUAAUAAUUGUAAUGUUGUUUUAAUAACUAUUUUCUGUGAUUAUUUUUUGGUUAUAUCUUGGUAUGCUUUGAAAGUUUUACUGAGACAUGCAUUUUUGCAUUAGUUGAGACAUUUAUAUUAGGAAAGAAGAAAA
Spea bombifrons (plains spadefoot toad) is the source of this 3605-nucleotide messenger RNA. RefSeq names its product neuronal tyrosine-phosphorylated phosphoinositide-3-kinase adaptor 2 (gene NYAP2). The transcript is spliced from 7 exons. The record is from RefSeq and is a predicted model, not a curated record. Bases 1035 to 3182 code for a protein of 715 amino acids. Gene Ontology annotation, biological process: neuron projection morphogenesis; phosphatidylinositol 3-kinase/protein kinase B signal transduction. Lineage: Eukaryota; Metazoa; Chordata; Amphibia; Anura; Pelobatidae.